This is a messenger RNA of Rubroshorea leprosula, 1523 nucleotides long. NCBI's taxonomy places the organism in Eukaryota, Viridiplantae, Streptophyta, Magnoliopsida, Malvales, Dipterocarpaceae. The record is from the annotation of a GenBank genome assembly.
GGUGUAUAAAACCAAGGCUCCUCAGGAGAAGCUUAUGGUGUACUCUCUGCUCCGUUUCUCUCGAGUCUCUUCUCUGGGUCAUGGCAAGGAGCUGGAAUGUUGAUGGUAGAGCAAUAGCAAAGAAAGUAAGGAAUGCUUCCGUGUCUUCUGUUCUUCACAUCGAAGGCUGUGGAGCACAUAGUGAAUGCCCAAGUUGCCACUGUCGCAUAGAUAACAGCGAUGUUUCUCUGGAGUGGGAUGGUCUACCUGCUGGGGUAAAGUUUGAUCCAUCUGAUGUAGAGCUUGUUGGACACUUAGCAGCUAAGUGUGGUACUGGAACAUCAAAACCCCACAUAUUAAUCGAUGAGUUUAUCCCAACACUUGAGGAGAAUCAAGGAAUUUGCUACACUCAUCCAGAAAAUCUUCCAGGUGCUAAGAAAGAUGGUAGUAGUAUCCACUUCUUCCACAAAACAAUCAAUGCUUAUGCUACUGGUCAGCGCAAGCGCCGAAAGAUCCACAAUCAACAUGAUGAGAAUCAGGAGGAUGUUCGUUGGCACAAAACAGGUAAGACUAAACUGGUCAUAGACAAUGGUGUUGAGAAGGGCUGGAAGAAGAUCAUGGUUCUUUAUAAGAGUUCAAAGAAGGGUUCCAAGCCUGAUAAGUCCAACUGGGUGAUGCAUCAAUACCAUUUAGGAAAAGAUGAGGAGGAGAGGGGUGGGGAGUUUGUGGUUUCUAAGAUUUUCUAUCAACAACCAAAACAAACUGACAAGAAUGAUGAAUUCCCGGUCAAGGAAGAGCAAGAUAAUUUGAAUCUUCACACUAGUCCGAGGACUCCAAAAACAAUUCCUCCCAAUCCACCUCGUUCAGGGAAGUCUGUGAUGGAUGAUGAUGUUACUGAUGAUAAUACAAUAAUGUCAUCUCCCCAGGAGCCAAAGUUUGAUGGACAAGCAUACUGUGUCCAGCCUCCUUCUGCUCAACCUGAGGAUGACAUAGAGUACUCCACAUGUUUGGCAGGAGAAUCUCAAGCUGCUGUAAACCCUGCCAUGACUUCCAUCGAUGAUUCUCUGUUAAGCGAGAUCUUCAAUGCUUCAUCCCUUGUAAAUAAUUCAGGAAAAAAUAAUGUUCCAGAAACUGGCCAUAGUCUCGGCAGCAAUGAGGUGACAAGGAACAACGAUGCAUCUUACGAUCUCUCUGACUCUGAGCUUGCAAAGUUAGGAUUAUUAGACAUCCCACUUGGUAUAGAAGUUCCUGAUUGGCCAUUUGGCUCACAGGACAGCAAUCAUAGUUGGUGGGACCGGCCAUGAGGAAUUUUUGUAGGGUUGUUCUGUCUUUCGGAAAUGGUUGCAUGUUUUGGCCUCAUCCUCGGAUUCUGCAUGUUGGAGAUUUGGUACUGCUGUUUUCCAUUCCUCGGUGUUGUUGUAAUUAUAAAGUUCAAAUGAACUCUAGCAAAUUGUAAUGAGUAACGACAUUAAUGACUUGUGUUGUAAUGACAGUGUGUACAUUUACUACAGUAACUAGUUUCAUAAGAAAAUGUUCAUAUAAAU